Anneissia japonica is the source of this 4037-nucleotide messenger RNA. RefSeq names its product mitoguardin-like. The transcript is spliced from 11 exons. The record is from RefSeq and is a predicted model, not a curated record. Gene Ontology annotation, biological process: mitochondrial fusion. Bases 218 to 1780 code for a protein of 520 amino acids. Lineage: Eukaryota; Metazoa; Echinodermata; Crinoidea; Comatulida; Comatulidae.
UUUGUCGUUGGUGGCGUUUUGUCGUGCGCAAAAAAUAUAGAUAUCGGAAAAACUGCGUUUUCAUCAACACCGUAAAAAAUCAGUUAGCAAGUCGCAUAAAAUCGCGUUUGUUACGAUGAUUCGGACCAUGUAAUAAAAUCUAGGUCAAAAGCCUCUACUUUAAAUCAAGAAACAAGCAGUGCCUGUGGUUAAAUUACAGUCAACUUUGAAUUUUAGUAUGGUGGUGAUUGGAUUUAAGACCAAAAUAGCAUUGCUGUCCGCUUUGUCGGCCAUCACUGGACUUAUCAUCGCAGCCAGUUAUUUCCGCCGACGCAAGCCCAGGAUCAAGAAAGGUAAUGGACGCAUACCUCAUCCAAAAGACCUCAGGUCCAAUAGCCAGCUUACAAGACGGAAUCAUGGAAAGCAGAUCCGUAGCCCAAUAAUCGGCUCACCAAAAUCACCAGCUAGGUCAUUGUAUGGCCGAAAAACACGGUCCUACCAAUCUUCACAUUCUAGAACUUCCAGCCUUGCUAGCUCAAGCAUUAGUUCAACCAUUCCAGCAGUCAAUGUUGCUGGCCAAUCAACAGAGGGCGCACUUGAGGGCAACGAUCAAGUGGACACUAGUCAGAUGAAUGGUCUUCACAAUGGAGAGGUAACGCCCACAAAUGAGGUCAGCACUAUCCAAAGGCUCUUUCAAAUGGGAAUGGAUUCGUUUGACUUGGCAGUAGAGUAUUGGGAAAAUGCGCUCGAUAGUGCCCCAAACCCUCCUCGGAGCGAUAUUGAUGCCACUCUUGUACAGAGGCUUGAUGAACUGUUAGUAAAGGCUUACAGCAUUCAAGACCAAUGCGAAGAGGCUGCCCUCAACAUCACUCAGUCACCCUUAGUAAACUCCGAUGACCUUGCCAGACAGCUAGGAGAACUCCAUCUAGGAAGGAGAUCUAGCGACGGAGGCUCGUCAAGUGAUUCGUUUGUCUCAGCAACUGAGCUUGAAGAUUUAGAGACACUAGAAAACGGUAGGAUACGAGGGCACCAUCAGUUCUAUGAACAUGCAUUGAAAAUUGUUAGGAGUGGUGGAGUACAAGUACGUCGGAACAGAACCAAGAUGUUGAAAUGCAAGAGUGAAGAGGACUUCUUAGCAAAAGUGCACUGCCUCAGGGAAGCAAUGGCUCUGCUGCUGUCAGAUGUGACUGUCCUCAAUUGGAUUGUCAGCUCAGGCAAAAAGUUGGUAGCCAACCUUCUUAUUCAAGGCAAUUAUGAUACAGAGCAAUUUUCAGAAACAUUUGAUGAGAUGAUGGAGUACGUACAACAAGCAGACAACUGGAAAGAGAUAAGAGAAGAGUUAGAGGGUCGCAAUGUGAAAUGUAUGUCUUUCUAUGACAUUGUUUUGGAUUUCUUUAUACUGGAUUCCUUUGAUGACCUGUCUGACCCUCCAUCUUCAGUAACGUGUAUUACUCGGAAUCGUUGGCUUUCAAAUACCGUGAAGGAAACAGCAUUAUCCACAGCUAUCUGGUCCGUUUUAAGUGCAAAACGCAAGAUGUUAAGGAACCAAAAUGGCUUUCUUUCUCGAUUUUAUACACUGUCUAAUCACAUCAGUCCGGCGUUGGCGUGGGGUUUCUUGGGGUCAGAUGAAAACUUAACAGAGGUCAUGGAGUUUUUCAAGGACCAAAUUUCCAAGUUUUGUUGCGACAUCUUCUCGCUGGAGAAAUGUCGCUUUUCAUCCGUCCAUGAACUGAGUGAUGAUAUCUUGAGUUGGUUCAAGGCAUACAACAUUGUUGUCUCUGAAAGACUGGAUACCACAUAAGACACAAAGGCAUUUAAGUACUGUGUUCUAAUCAGAGUUAGCAGGGCUUGAACAAAACCCAUCGUUAAUCAUCAGUAUUAGAUUCUGGUCAGAGUUUUUAGGGCUGGUCAACUACAUUGGAUUCUGCUCAGAGGUAGCAAUCUCUGAACAAAUAAUAUGGUCAUUCAUGUACAUAGAAUCUGAGAAAAUCACAAAUUGAAAGUUAUAUUUUUUACAGAAGGUGGGUUAUACAAUAUAUAGUCAGUGUAUUUUUCAGGUUGUGUAACAGUUUUGUAGAAGACCAGCAGGCAAGGACCAUUUGUAUAAGGCCAGAUAGCUAAGCACAAUGAUAGACAAAAGAAUCACUGAGCUAUUGCAAAUAGUAACCUGACUCAAACUCUUGCCAAACAGCUGCAGAUAGCCAGUUCAUGCCAAACAGUAAAGGAUAAUUAGUACGAAUCCAAUGAAUGAGAACAAUAACAACUUGGGCAAACAGUAGAAACCUAAUAUCAGAGGUCAGUCCAUACAUGCCCGAUAGUUGAGUGUAGUCUCAGUGUUCACCGUAGCCCAGUAUUUAAUCUAAAGACAGUCAGUGCAGACCUACCAGCUAUGAACAAACAUUAGCUAUGAUGUCUGAAGUCGAAGACACACUGAUGAUGCGAUAUAUGCUAAUUGUUGGUGGUAAUCCUGAUGCGACAUCAUUAAAAACAAUCUAUUACACAUGCCUCGUUGUGUUGAGUUCACGUUGACUGUUGACGUAGUGUGACACAGGCGUAUGGUGGUACUAAUAAUUAUAUAUUUUUUGUUUGGAAUCCUCCACGACCACUGUUACACAUGAUCAGUUUUAAAACAAGAGUAAACUUUGAUUGGUUAUCAGCUAUUGACUGUUCUGAUCUACAGGCCUUGUAAUGUCAGCAUGUAUGUCAUUGUAAAACCUGUUGUCCACCAUCAUAAUUUUGAAUUUAAUUAAAAGCCUGAUAGCCAGUUUUUAAUGCUGGAUUUUAUUUGCACCAGUUGACCACAUCCUAACCUUUAAAUUUCAACCAUUUUAAUUGUAUCAAAUUUAACAUUGUAGCUAUCAUUUUACUACUUAAAUCAUGUUCAUUGGUGCUUAGUGUUGGAAUCGGAUGCAAUUGCUUUUGGUAUAAAUAUGGUGGUACCAAAUGUAUUGUGCAAGAAAUGAUAACAGCAGUGACAUAAAAUAUUUACUUAUAUAUUUAUUUGCACAAUAUUUAGGAAUUUUUUUAUGCACAUUAAAAAUUAUGGCUGGUUUGAAGUUGCUCCCUCAGGAGUACACAUGUAGUUACAACAUGUUGUUUAUGAUACAUUAUCAUUUUUAAUAUUCAUAUUGGCAUAGGAUCAUAAUGGUUUCAGUGUGUGUCAUGAGAGCAUUUUUAAUGGUAUUUUGUUUUUUAAUCAAAUUAAUGGUUAUGAAUCGGACCACAUACUAACUCUUGUUUUUUGCUUGCAAUAUUUUGAGAUUUCUUUCAAAAAGCUGUUUGAUUUAGCUGUAUAACCAUGGAGGAAUAAAUUUAGAAACUUGGCUAAAAUAUUUCAGCAAAAUGCUUUAGGAAUUACAUGGGUAGUGUCUUUAGAAUGAUAUAAUUCAAGGUAGAACCAGCUCAAGAAUUUCCCCUAAAAAGCAGGAAUUAGGGGUGGGGAAGAGGGAAAUGUAUAUAUUUAUAUUAUAAGCACUGGAAAAAAUUACAAAAUUGCAACAAACUACUCUAUACAUACAGUCACAUUCAGUGGAAUUCUGUAUUAAAACUUCGCAGUUUAGAAUUGUGCAAUGUAGCGGAAUAUUAAAUUAGUUGAUAAUUGUAUCAUCAUAGCCUAAGCCUAUGCAACUACUGUAUUGAUCAUAAUAUGAAUACAGUAUAUGUAUAUGAAGUUGAUAGCUAAUAUUCUUACCAUUUAGCUGUUAGCAACUUUGCUAAUUGGGGGUUGGAUAAGAACUGGUCACAAUAAUACAGGGGUGGGGAGGGGGUGUUGUUUAAGUUGAUCUUUUGAAACUAGGGAGCUCCAGCUCAGUUUUAUUCGUAAAUAAAAUGUUUAACUGUCAAAUAUAUUUUAAUUAUUGUAAAAUGAACACCAUUAUUAAGGUAAACCAACUUACCAUGUAAAACUUACAUUUUAGUUGUCUUUCUUAUGUGUUGUAUCAGGACCAAUAUUGUUAAUCUAAGCAAUAAUGUAAAUCAAAAUUAAAAUAUCUUUUUGGCUUAAGGAUGUACAUUUAAAAUGGAAUGAAUAAAUACUAAACAUUGUACGAGAAUUUAAA